GGUAUCACACGCAGCCACGAAGAAUCCAAAGCGUUCUUGUCUUGAAGAAACUCCCGGGCAAUCGGAGACGUUAUCGGAUCCGGAUCCUCCGCCCGCCGACGAAUGGAUCCGCAACCCGCAUCGACCGUUCAUAUGAAAUCCAACGAUGAUCAUCCCUCCGACUACGCCCCAUACCCUAAGCUCCAGCCUGAAGACCUCGCUCCACCGCCGUCGGCACCGGCGCCGCCGCCUGCGAUGCCGGCAGGAUCCAAUCCCUACGUCUCGACCUCCCCCGCUGGCGCUGGAUCUUCAAAGAGUACGAUGGAGUCGGUGAAGAACGUCUUGGGGAGGUGGGGGAAGAAGGUUGGAGAGGCGUCCAAGAAAGGGCAGGAUCUUGCUGGGAAUAUGUGGCAGCAUUUGAAAACAGGACCAAGUAUUGCUGAUGCUGCGAUGGGAAGAAUUGCUCAGGGAACCAAAGUUUUAGCAGAAGGUGGUUAUGAAAAGAUAUUCCAGCAGACUUUUGACACACUACCAGAAGAGAAACUUAAGAAGUCAUAUGUGUGCUAUCUAUCUACAUCUGCUGGCCCUGUCAUGGGAAUUUUAUAUGUCUCUACCUCUAAACUUGCAUUUUGUAGUGAUAAUCCUUUGUCAUACAAUGUUGGAGAGAAGACUGAAUGGAGCUAUUAUAAGGUUGUGAUUCCCUUGCAUCAGCUCCGUGCAAUCAAACCUUCGCUGAACCAAGCAAACCUUUCAGAAAAGUAUAUCCAGAUCGUCUCGGUUGACAACCAUGAAUUUUGGUUUAUGGGCUUUGUAAACUACGACAAUGCCAUAAAACAUCUGCAGGAAACAGUACCCCAUUGCACAUGAUCUCAGACUUUCGGUGACGCUUCGGGCGGUUUUUAAAAUUUGUGCAAUUUUUUGAGAGACUGGCAUAUCAACAUGAGAGCUAUGUGCAGCAGAAACUGAAUGAAACAACAAUUUGUAUCAUUUCCUUGAGCAAAAUACAAUCAGAAACAAUUGUUUUGCUUGGGUUAUGUUUUUUUCUGUCUGGUUACAGUCUUGUAAGCAUCCAAUUUUCCUUUUGUAUUAGCUAAAUGUGGGUGUUGGAUUUUUAAGAUUUACUGCUUCAUUGUGUAAGAAUCCAUUCUUGGCUAGUUGCAGAA
Molecule: messenger RNA, 1142 nt
Organism: Dioscorea cayenensis subsp. rotundata (Guinea yam)
Lineage: Eukaryota; Viridiplantae; Streptophyta; Magnoliopsida; Dioscoreales; Dioscoreaceae
Product: GEM-like protein 1
Exons: 4
Coding region: 103-846 (247 amino acids)
Source: RefSeq, a predicted model, not a curated record